This is a messenger RNA of Rhodofomes roseus, 2247 nucleotides long. RefSeq names its product transmembrane amino acid transporter protein-domain-containing protein. The record is from RefSeq and is a predicted model, not a curated record. Bases 1 to 2247 code for a protein of 748 amino acids. Lineage: Eukaryota; Fungi; Basidiomycota; Agaricomycetes; Polyporales; Fomitopsidaceae. Gene Ontology annotation, molecular function: amino acid transmembrane transporter activity. The transcript has 10 exons. Gene Ontology annotation, biological process: amino acid transmembrane transport.
AUGUCCACACCUUCAAAGCCAGUCAAUAUCGUCAGUCCUCGCCAGAACAAUGCAGAGCUUGCGGGCACACCCCCGACUACGCGUGCCAUCUCUGGCUCCCCCAAUCCUCGCGUCCUCCGAGCUCAGUAUGCCGGCACCCCACCGCCGCCUAAUAUUCCUCGACGUGGAACACCCAUAGGCACUCCCAGUGUAGCGGGUAGCUCGCCAAUGCUCAUGCCCGCUCCAUUGGCAGGAGCGGGAGAGCCAUCUUCUAUGGUCUCUAUAGGCGGUAUCAGUGCGCGACGACCUUCGGGUGCAGGCACACCCGGGAGUGAGGUCAAUGGGCUCGAUGACCUCACUGACGAGGAGAAAGCCCGGAUACUGAGACGGCAUCUUGUUUCGCGUCAAGAUCGUGGCGGCCCAGCAGGACAAUCGUCUCGCGCGUCCGUGAGCGGAGGCUCAGAUAACGGUGCAGUGUCGAAACGGUCGUCAACGUCGCACUUGCGAGCACAACGAGAAGAAUCCGAAACCUUUCCCGUACCGUAUCAUGCACCAGGGGCUGACGUGACUCACAGCAUCUACAAGUGGCAAGCAGACAAGCGUCGGCAAGCCGCACGUCCCCGCUCUGCGUCCUUCGCUGGCUCGACACGGUCCUCGGACCCUGCGUUCCAGCACAUCCACGAGCCGGGAGGUUUCCGCAGGAACUACCUGCUCAUGCGGCGCGGCGAAGAGGGUACUUCGGAUUUGCCGCACGUCCCGCGCAACUUCAUCGAGUUCCUCUAUCUCUUUGGACAUUUCGCCGGAGAAGACCUCGAGGAAAUCGAAGAGGAGGACGAGUACCGAUGGGAUGACAUGGAAGCCCAGGUCGAGACGCCGUCGCUCGCGGAGAGGGACCUCGCGGUAACCGCCCCCCUUUCCAUUGGUCUGCCGCCGGAAACAAGUACGGACCUUCACAAGGCGAGCGAACGUUCGCCAUUGCUUCCCCGUUCACGUUCGAGGAGAGCGAGGUCCGGCAGUGUGGGCCCGCACGGAGAUGCGACGGUGACGCAAGCUGUGCUCAUGUUGCUGAAGUCCUUUGUUGGUACCGGUAUUCUGUUCUUGGGCAAGGCUUUCUUCAAUGGCGGUAUCAUAUUCUCGAGCGUCGUCCUCACUUUCAUUGCUUUGAUCUCGUUGUACUCGUUCUUGCUGCUCGUGAAGACGAAGUUUGUGGUAUCAGGCAGUUUCGGUGACAUCGGUGGAACGCUUUACGGCCCCUGGAUGCGCUACGCCAUCCUCGCCUCGAUCACCAUCUCGCAGCUCGGCUUCGUCUCCGCGUACAUCAUUUUCGUCUCGGAGAACCUGCAGGCAUUCGUGCUCGCGAUCACGAACUGCGCGAAGCUCCUUGGCAUCCAGUACUUCAUCCUGCUGCAGCUGUUCAUCUUCCUGCCGCUCGUGCUGAUCCGGAACCUCGCGAAGCUGAGCACGACCGCGCUCAUCGCGGACGCGUUCAUCCUCGCAGGCCUGAUAUAUAUCUUCGGGAGCGAGGCGGCGAUCAUGGCGGACCGCGGACAUGCGGAUGUGGCUUACUUCAAUGCGAAGGAUUGGCCCCUCCUGAUCGGAACGGCGGUGUUCUCUUUCGAGGGUAUCGGCUUGGUCAUCCCGAUCACUGACGCAAUGAAGGAGCCUCGCAAGUUCCCUAAGGUCCUCACAGGGGUCAUGCUGUUCCUCAUGGUCCUCUUCUGUGGUGGCGGUGUCAUGUCCUACCUCACCUUCGGCUCUGACGUGCAGACCGUCGUCAUCGUCAACCUCGACGCGACGAGCAAGUUCACGCAGGCCGUCCAGUUCCUCUACUCGCUCGCGAUCAUGCUCUCCGUGCCGCUGCAGCUCUUCCCCGCCGUGCGGAUCAUGGAGAACGGCCUGUUCGAGCGCAGCGGCAAGGCGGACGCGCGCGUCAAGUGGACGAAGAACUGCUUCCGGUUCAUCACGGUCGUCUUCUGCUGCGCGCUCAGCUGGGCGGGUGCGAGUGAUCUGGAUAAAUUCGUGUCGUUCGUCGGUAGCUUCGCUUGUGUUCCGCUCUGCUACGUCUAUCCGGCGCUGCUGCACUACAAGGCCUGUGCCCACACGCGCAGGCAGAAGAUUGCGGACAUUGCUUUGAUGAUCUUUGGCAUGGUCGCCGCCACUUACACUACUAUCCAGACUGUUCGCCUCAUGGUCGAGCCGGCUCCCGCUGUGCCACCCACGUUGGGAAACUGCGAGAUCCCUGACGGCCUAUUCACCGGAGGCAACUGA